AUGGCAACUUAUGGCAUUGGGUUUUCCACAUCUCGCCAGGAAUAUGUGGUCAGUUUUUGUCCUGUCAAAGCUCUUGAUGAACUUCCAACCCCAUGGCCCAGAUGUCAAGAGUUGCAAGAGAUCCUCGGUCCGAGGAAGAAAGUUCCGACCAAGGACGACCUCGUUUUAGCGGUUUCGCACGCAUGGUCGCAUCAACUUCAUCCAGAUCCCUUAGGGAUCAAAGCAGUAAGCGUCAGAAAGUUGGUGGAUGAAGCAGUGAAAGACUACCAGAUUUCGGGUGAUGCGUUGCUCUUCUUCGAUUUCAUGAGUAUGAGUCAAAAUCCGUUUCUGCCAGGGCAGAAAGAGCGCACACCAUCGGAACAGCAGGAUUUUUUGAAAGGUAUUGAGGCCUUGCCAGAGAUUUUUUUCACCUCUGAUGCGGUGCUGCACAUCGAUGGUGAGUGGCCAGAUUUGGAUUGUGAACUGGAGGAGGAGAUGCUUCCCCCAGCAGAGCUGGAGAAGUAUCAUUUGAAGGAGCUGGGCAAUUCGGUGCUGGUCUAUGAAGAGAAAGAAGCAGAGGAUGGAACCAAAGCUAUCAUGCCUAUUUACAAGAUUGACUCCGUGAGGGAUGUGAGCCACAGGACCGUCACAAGCAUCGAUGACAUCAAGUCCCCCAAGCAGAGCAUGUGGUCUCCCAAGUUUUGCUGUUCUUCGCAAGCAGAGGAGGAAGCCUUUUUCGUGGUUCGUCCUGCUCCCCUGGGGAAGCGCAAUCAAAUUCCAGCAAGUGACAGGGGCUGGAUCUACUUCGAACGUUUGGUGUCCACCAUCCGGGUGGCCCUGACGGAUGAGCAAUACGCAGCAAGGACGGUCUAUGCCAACAUUCCAGAGUUGAAAGAGUCCAUCUUACAGCGGGCGCACAUUCUGCGAAAAGCAGCGGCCACCAGCAACCCGCAGCUAAAGGACCAGUUCCAAACCUACAUCGAAGAGAUUCAGACCAAGACCUUUCAGGCUACCUCGCUGGAUAAGAAAAAGGCCUCGGCGGUGGCGAAGGUUUCAGAUACAGAUCUGGUCUUCUCCUUGCUGGACCACCUGCGGUGUCGCAUCAGCCUGGCUCUGGCUUUGACGGUGCGAAAUUUGACGGUUGAGGAAUGCAGGGAGCUGCUGGACGACAAAGCAGACCUGACCAUCCAGGAUGGCCGUGGCUACACGGUGCUCCACAACGCGACCCGCUGGCGGAACCCACAGGUGGUGGAGUUCCUGCUGGAGAAUGGCAGUUCUCAAGGCAUUCGCGACAAGUUGGGAAACACCGCAGGACAUGUGAUUCCCUUGUACGCAGACGAUACCACGGUGGAGCUCUGUAGGAUUUUGGGGGACGAUGAGAAGUAUUUGGCCAAAAUGAACCGUGCUGGUUUGCCCGUGCUGAAGCGCAUUGAAACCUGGGCCUUGACUGCUGUGGAUGGCAAGCCCUUUCAGAAAGCUUUGGACUGGGUGAAAGAGAAACAGGAGCAGUUUCCACGGCUUACUCAAGGAGGCAAGAAGGCCUGCGUCAAGCUUUGCACAGACCGCUUUGAGGUCGAGUGCUCCUCCAUCAUGCUGACGGUGAACUCGAAGCAGCGGGAAGUGCACGUUGUCGCACCAAAAUUCCCAGCAGCGGCUCACGUGUUGUACCUGGGUUUUCCCCGCUUCGUUCCUUUUUCCCUUCAGCUGCCGGCGCUGAAGCAAUGGGCUGGCACAGGCUUGAAGGUUUGGGUCAUCUCGGAAGAUGCGGUGGAUCCAGAAAGGAUGACUUCUGCGUCAUCGCCGGAUAGCUUUGUGGAAGACUUGACGGAGGUGAUUCGACAGCUCCUGCCAUCCCUUCCAGAGAAGUUCAUCCUGGUCGAUAGCUCCUGGGGGCCGGGAGCAGCUAUGGCAUGGCAGUUCAAGAGUCAUUUGCUCGGUGCCAUGAUCAUCAACGUACAUCUGUUCAAACCUCCCGACUUUGAUGAGACCGAGGCUGCCAAGAAAAUCAAGAACCGCAUGCAACAACUCGGAGGUAUGUUUGAACGGCGAGACAUGGAGAAUAUCCAAUCAUUUGUCACGGACAUCAUGUUUCCAAACGGUGGUGCAGAAGGUAUAGCAGAGACCAAAAGGUCCUUUCAACAAGCACUGGAGGGAGCUUCGGAAAACUUUUGGAGACUUUCUGCGUUGCAGCCCAGCUGGAACUUUGAAAAUUUGACGAAGAUUUUCACCGGCUUGGAGGAAUGGCCGCUGGGAUCGCCUCCUGUGGUCUUAGCAUGUAGCGAUCAGGCACCAUUGGUGGUGGUCAGCGAGUCAAUGCAACGUCUGAAUCAGAUCAUGGCUGGCUCCAAAUUGGAGUUCAUCAGUUCCAGCAAAUGGUCUUGGCCCCUGGAAGGACAAGAAGUUCUGGAUCAAAUCGCCUGCUUUGUGCAGACCUUGGUGCCGUUGCCCGAGCUUCGCUGUGAGGUGACCAAUGUCUUCGCGUGUGAAGAUCAGCGUCCCAUCCACGUCAUUGCGCCGGAGUCUGGCCCGGCCACGGCUAACAUUCUCUACUUGGGGCUUCCUCGGUUCAUUCCUUUUGAACUGCAACUCCCGGCCUUGAAGACCUGGGUGAAAAGAUUGCGAGUGAAGAUUUGGGCCAUCAUGGAGGACAGUAUAAGCUCUGCUUGCCUUGAAACAGGUGAUCCCAAAGAUCUGCUCCAUGAGUUGACCUCCUUGACCAAUGCGUUGCUCCCAGAGCUGGGUGGAAAUUUCCUGCUUGUGGACAGCACCUUUGGUUCUGGCGUUCCACUGGCGUGGCAGUACAGGUCGAUGUUGUCGGGCGUGAUGAUUCUGAAUUGCCACCUGUUUAUGGCUCCAGACUUUGCCAGCACCGAAUCCGGGGGCAAAAUCCAAAAAAGGAUGGCUACUCUGGGCGAGAUGUUUGCCAAGCGAGACGAGGAGAAGAUCCUUGCGACCCUGCCGGACUUUAUGUAUCCCAGCGGAGGGGCAGAGGGCGUGGAGGCAACGAAGAAGCGCUACAAGGAGGCCACCAGCAGAACCUCUGAGAACUUUUGGAAGAUCUCAGCUUUGCAGCCCUCAUGGAAUUUCCAGCACAUCACUCAGAUCAUCAGCUCACUGGAGGAAUGGCCUCGAGAUGAUCUGAAGCCGGUGGUCCUGGCCUGCAGCGACCAAGCGCCGGGGGUUGUGGUUACAGAGUCCAUGCAGCGGCUGAAUCAUUUGAUGGCGGGCUCUGAGUUGAAGUUUAUCUCCUCCAGCAAGUGGUCCUGGCCCCUGGAGGGUGAGGAGGUCAUCGCGGAUGUCACGGUUUUCCUGGAUGCUUUGCUGCCUCAACGGAUCUCCGAGGAGGAGACAACUAGAAAAUCACUUCCACUUCUUGGGCAACAGGUGAUCCUUCCUCCUAUUGUGGAAAGUGCGAGUUGCAAUCCAUGCCGCAACGCUUGUGGAGAGGCGCCUAUCCUCUGUCCAGUUCAGUGA
Cladocopium goreaui is the source of this 3453-nucleotide messenger RNA. NCBI's taxonomy places the organism in Eukaryota, Dinophyceae, Suessiales, Symbiodiniaceae. The record is from the annotation of a GenBank genome assembly.